AUGGUUAUUAUUUCGCUAUAUGUUGAUGAUCUUCUAGUGACUGGCAGCAACUUUGCUUUAAUUGAAAAGGUGAAAUCAGAAUUGAAGAAAGCAUUUGAUAUAACAAAUUUGGAGAAAAUGCAAUACUUUCUUGGCAUAGAAAUACAUCAAACACAACAAGGAAUCUUUGUUUGCCAAAGAAAGUAUGAUAAGGAAGUUUCAAGAAAGUUCAAUAUGGAAAAUUGUAAACCAGUAAGCACUCCCCUAAUUCAGAAUGCAAAGUUGAUGAAGGAAGAUGGAUUAACAAGACUAGAUAUUACAUUUGUUACAAAUAUGUUGUCAAGAUUCAGACAAGAGCCAAGCAAAAUACACUUUCAAGCAGCAAAAAGGGUUUUGAGAUACAUUAAAGGGACUGAAGAGCUGGGAAUUUGGUUUAGAAAGUCUGAAAUUCUGAAGUUGAUUGGUUUUACAGAUAGUGAUUGGGCUGGAUCCUCCGAAGACAUGAAAAGCACCUCUGGUUAUGUGUUUUAUGUUGGCUCAAGUGUUAUUUGUUGGAAUUCAAUAAAGCAGAAAAUUGUAGCACAGUCCACAGCAGAAGCUGAAUACAUUGCAACCUCAGAAGCUACAAAUCAAGCACUCUGGUUGAAGAAAGUGUUAUAG
Messenger RNA from Olea europaea var. sylvestris, 639 nucleotides. RefSeq lists its product as uncharacterized. The record is from RefSeq and is a predicted model, not a curated record. NCBI's taxonomy places the organism in Eukaryota, Viridiplantae, Streptophyta, Magnoliopsida, Lamiales, Oleaceae. The coding region runs from base 1 to 639 and encodes 212 amino acids. The transcript has 2 exons.